This is a messenger RNA of Oreochromis aureus, 1920 nucleotides long. RefSeq names its product nuclear factor 7, ovary-like. The record is from RefSeq and is a predicted model, not a curated record. Lineage: Eukaryota; Metazoa; Chordata; Actinopteri; Cichliformes; Cichlidae. The transcript is spliced from 2 exons. Gene Ontology annotation, molecular function: protein binding; zinc ion binding. Bases 169 to 1548 code for a protein of 459 amino acids.
UUCUUCUUUCUCAGUAAAGAGAGACGCACAGACGAUCAGACUGAGUUCAGACCAAACUAGCAGCUUCCUCUGAGUGAGUCCAGCUACAGGAGAGAAAAGUGGAAAACUCCAACACUGCUGCUUCAAGCUGCUGACGCUCCACACACUGAAUCUUCACUCACAGACUCAAUGGCUUCCAGAUCAGAGGAGGAUCUCUGCUGUCCGGUCUGUCAGGAGGUCUUCAGAGAUCCUGUUAUUCUGUCAUGUAGCCACAGCUUCUGUAAAGACUGUCUGAAGAGAUGGUGGAGAGAGAGACCAACACACGAGUGUCCAGUUUGUAAGGAAAUAUCAGUGCAAGAACCACCUUUAAACCGAGCUUUAAAGAACUUGUGUGAGUCGUUCUUACAGGUGAGAGCUUCAGAGGCUCUCUGCAGUCUGCACUCUGAGAAACUCAAACUCUUCUGUCUGGACCAUCAGCAGCCAGUGUGCCUCAUCUGCAGAGACUCAGAAAAACACACCAAUCACAGAUUCAGACCCAUCGAUGAAGCUGCACAACAACACAAGAAGGAACUUCAGGAAACUCUGGAGCCCUUAAAGAAGAAGUUAAAGGUUUGUGAAGAAGUUCAAGUGAAGUUUGAUCAAACAGCAGAACACAUUAAGGUCCAGGCCCGACACACAGAGAGGCAGAUUAAGGAGCAGUUUAAGAAGCUUCACCAGUUUCUAGCAGAGGAAGAGGAGGCCAGGCUGGCUGCACUGAGGGAGGAAGAGGAGCAGAAGAGUGGGAUGAUGAAGGAGAAGAUGGAGGCUCUGAGCAGAGAGAUAGCAGCUCUUUCAGAGACAGUCAGAGCCACAGAGGAGGAGCUGAGAGCUGAAGACGUCUCAUUCCUGCACAACUACAAGGCUGCAGUGGAAAGAGUCCAGCGCUGCCCCCUGCUGGAUGAUCCACAGCUGCCCUCAGGAGCUCUGAUAGACCAGGCCAAACACCUGGGCAACCUGACCUUCAACAUCUGGAACAACAUGAAGGACAUGGUCUCCUACACUCCUCUCAUUCUGGACCCAAACACUGCUCAUCCAAAACUCAUCCUGUCUGAAGAUCUGACCAGUGUGAGAGGAAGAUGGAGGCAGCAGCUUCCUGAUAAUCCAGAGAGGUUUGAUGGAUUAAGGUUGUGUGUCCUGGGCUCUGAGGGCUUUAACUCAGGGACUCACAGUUGGGAUGUCGAGGUUGGAGACAGUACAGGGUGGGCACUGGGGGUGUUAGCAGAGUCUGUGCAGAGGAAGGGAGACAUAGAGUCUGGAUUAUGGAGAAUACGGUUCUCUCAAGGUAAAUACUCAGCACGCUCACCAUCAGCUGGAUUAACUGCUCUCUCAUUCCAGCAGAAGCUCCAGAGGAUCAGAGUGAAUCUGGACUGGAACAGAGGAAAGCUGUCGUUCUCUGAUCCUGAUACUAACACACACAUACACACCUUCACACACACUUUCACUCACAGGAUGUUUCCAUACAUUAACACUUAUGAUAAAGUGAAGGUGUGUCCGUUGAAGGUGUCAGUGUCAGUGGAGCAGAUGAGUUGAGGAUGAUGAUAUUUCUAAUGUUGUUUCCUGUCAGUGAAUUGAAGCUGUUAAACUGCAGCUGUCCUCCUGCUGCCUCGUUGUUCCAAAGCUCUUUGUUUCUCUUUUAGUUCUCACUGUUUCUUUCUGUUUCUGCUGUCCACCUUUUCACAUGGAAAAUCAUUUCACUGUUUCUCACUGAAUGACUCCCCAAACUAGAUUUGAAAUUCUAUCAAGUUUCUAAUCAUUACAAGUGAUUCAUGUUUCUAUUUGAUGUGUGUAAAUGGAGAUGAUUUAGUUUGCUGGGAUAUGGACUGACAUGUGUUGAAUGGGAGGAGCAGUUUGUUGUUGUCUUCUUGUCUGUUUAUGACAACAAUAAAUAUAUUGUUGAAACAA